Messenger RNA from Exophiala aquamarina CBS 119918, 844 nucleotides. RefSeq lists its product as uncharacterized. The transcript has 2 exons. The annotation marks the transcript as partial. The record is from RefSeq and is a predicted model, not a curated record. NCBI's taxonomy places the organism in Eukaryota, Fungi, Ascomycota, Eurotiomycetes, Chaetothyriales, Herpotrichiellaceae.
CUGGGAUUACCUGCCGUCUCUCAACAUCCUCGCCCUUCGCAUGCCCUCACCAAAGCAUGAAGCCUUCCUCGUUCAGCUUCGGACGAGGGUUUUGCGUGAUUUAGCCUCAAUUUCCUCGGGAUCAGGUCCGGCGGCGCAGUUUGCGAAAGAUAUUUUCUCCGACGGUUCCACGACCAUCAAGCCCAGAGACAUUCGAUUUGGAAGACAUGACCCCGACGAUUCAUUUCGACAUGUCCAGGAAUCAUACCCAGGUCUCGUCAUUGAGGCGGCAUUCUCGCAGAAAGGAAAGAGAUUGGGAGUCAUUGCAGAAGAUAUGAUCCUCGGGUCGGAUGGCGAAGUGCGCGUCGUGGUUGGAUUUGACAUCGAUUACGUCGGUAAGCGGGCGACAUUUUCCGUCUGGGAACCGGUCUUGCAGACCGGCGUGGACGGUCCGAUAUGGACGGCGCAGAAAACGGUGGCAGACCAAGUCUUUGAGGUAAUCCGCGACGAAAAUGGCCGGCCGCACCCCGAUCCAGGGGCGGGACUACGGCUCCAACUCGAACAAUUCGCGACAGAAGAGUUCACGAGGCAAUUUGGGAAUUUAGACAGCACCAUUGUUAUCCCCAGCCAGGACCUUUACACGUUCCUCGUGGUCGCCGAAGAACGUGCCGUUGUUGUCGAGCAAAAGGCUAUGCCCCGGAAACCGGGUAUGAAGAAGCGCCGCCGGUCUCACACACCCCCAGAAGUACUUGACCGGGACCGCGAGAGCGCCUUUGACCAGGAAGUCGAACGGGCUGCCAAACGUCGCGACGUCGAGGAUUCCUCCUACACGGCUAGCUCCACCCCGGAUGAGGGACGACAAUAG